UUAGGUCCAUAUCAAGACUAUGAUUUCAAUUGGUUGAGCAAACAUUUGUCAACAAAAACACCAUAUUACAAAUUGACAGAAGAUUCAGAUAAUGAUAGUAACAGUGGUAGUGCUGGUAGUAGUGAAGAUAGUGCAUCAUCAAUACCACCACAAUGUAAAUUAGUAUCAAUUGAUCUUUUAGCAAGACAUGGUUCAAGAUUACCUGUAGAGUCAUCAAUCAUUAGAUUAAAUCAAAUGGCUGCAGAUAUUUAUCAAUAUCAAGAUAAAAUUUCAAAGCAAUUUCAUUGGAUCUUUAAUUGGACCGUACCUUAUCCAAAAGAUAUUGCAGGUAAUUUAAUUACUCAAGGUCAAUUUGAACACUAUAAUAUUUCAAAAAGAUUAUUAAAUAAAUAUCCAGAAUAUUUUGCAAAUAUGAAAUAUAAACCACAAAACUAUGAAAUCUCUUCAACAUUAGUCUCUAGAACUGGUAUCAGUGCCUCCUCAUUUGCAUAUGGCUUAUUAGAAGGAACUGGUCUAUUAGGUGGGGAUUUUCAACCUGUUUUCCAUCAAACUGCAUCACUAAAUGAAGAUAAAUUGCUUAGAUUCUUUGACACAUGUGACUAUUAUAAGGAUCAAGUUAAAAAUGGUACAAUUAAUAAAAAUGAACAGUUAGUAUGGCAGAAUCUUACCUUUCCAAAUAUUUCAAUAGAAAUUUCAGAACGUUUGGGACUUUCAGAAAUAUGGAUGCCAACCAACGGUAUUGUUUCAAAUAUUAUCGAAUCAUGUGCCUAUGAUAUGUCUAUUGGAAAUAUUAGCGAUCAUUGGUGCAGCUUAUUAUCUCGUCAAAACAUUUUGGAUUGGGAAUAUGCAGAGGAUCUUUCAAACUAUUGGAUUAAAAGUUAUGGCCACCAAGUAAACUAUAAAAUAGCAUCACAACUACUUCAAAAAAUGAUUGGAGGAUUCGAUAAAUAUGUUAAAACUCAAGAUAAAUCUCUUUAUAGAGAACCAAUCAAUAUUUUAAGAUUUGGUCAUGCCGAAACUGUUAUACCAUUCCUCGCCUUAUUAGGGCUCUAUAAAGAUUCAGAGCCAUUGUUUGCUAAUGCUACAAAAGAACAAAUUGAAAAUAGACUCUUUAGAACCAGUGUAGUAUCACCAUAUGCAUCAAAUAUUGGAAUGUUUUUAUUUGAUUGUGCACCAGAUAAUGACACCAGCGAUAGUAGCAGUGACUCCAAUUCAGGUCCAAGCAAUCAUCACCUAAAUUCAAAACAUCGUAAUUUCGAAAACUUUAAAAUUUUAGUUGAACAUAACGAACUACCAGUUUUAAUUCCAGGUUGUGAUGGCAAAUAUUGCAACUAUGCAACCUUUAGAAAAAUAUUCUCAGAUGUUAUUUCAUUUGAAUGGAAAUCAUAUUGU
Molecule: messenger RNA, 1392 nt
Organism: Dictyostelium purpureum
Lineage: Eukaryota; Evosea; Eumycetozoa; Dictyosteliales; Dictyosteliaceae
Exons: 1
Molecular function (GO): inositol phosphate phosphatase activity; acid phosphatase activity
Source: RefSeq, a predicted model, not a curated record